This is a messenger RNA of Aspergillus pseudonomiae, 998 nucleotides long. RefSeq lists its product as uncharacterized. NCBI's taxonomy places the organism in Eukaryota, Fungi, Ascomycota, Eurotiomycetes, Eurotiales, Aspergillaceae. The transcript is spliced from 2 exons. Bases 424 to 795 code for a protein of 123 amino acids. The record is from RefSeq and is a predicted model, not a curated record.
GGUCGCUGUUUGCAAUGGAUGAAGAACGAAUCGCAACCUGGCUUUUAUACAACUACUCUGCUUUUCAAAUGGUCAUCGACUGGAGAUGCACAUUGACGCGCCUUCACUAAGCAACAUGCGCUGAUCAUCCGAUGAGGAAUUGGAGGUCCGACGGAGAGGCUUCUGGCGCAUUUCUCAUUGAAAGAACUUAAUCGCUGUAUCAAGAACAGCCGCCGAGUCUCCAAGAUGUGGACACGGAUUUUCCGUUGACAUUUUCGAUCGGUGUCAAAAUGAUAAGGAGCAAGAGCAUUGGACACCGUUGGCGUACCCCGGCAAUCCCACCGUGAGAUACACUACACUCACAGAGAUCCGCAAAGCGUCUGUGAUUCUAAAUGGGUCUUCAAGGUGUUCUCGGAGAAAAACCCCAAAACGUGCGUCGGGGAAAUGUUGCCAAUUUGGCUAAAUUAUAUUUCGAUCUUCAGCAGUGGCUCGGCAACUCCCGCAACCUCCAACAUUAGGCGAUCGCCGAGGGACACUUCUACCCUACGCCCUCUGUUAGCGUUGUACUGUGCAACGUGCUGGUGCUUCACCUUCACCGCCCCUUUGCUGAGGGACGUCAUCUCCACAGUACGGCCCCAUCCAUCUCGAUCAAUUCGGACCGGACCUGCUUCGAGUACUCCACAACUAUGGCGAGACCUUCCCCAUCUGUCGCGACCCUAUCUGAUCCUACGCCACGUAUGUGGCUGCUAUGAUUCUCGUGCGGAUUGCCGCCCAGCGCAAGGAGGAACAGCAGCAACUCUUGGAAGGUUCGCUUAACUUUACAGCAUAUACAAUCUAUCUGUACGAACGGGUGUGCAGGUCUGAUAUCGCCUGGAUAUCACCUUUCAUAGCUAUACCUGAGCCCGCUAUGACACGAUCGCACCUACUUACCUUGCACUAUAUAGUUCACUACUUAGAUAAAAUCAGCACAUACGACCAUAGGGUGUGGAGAACAGGGCUUCCCGUCCGCUCAGCCGUAC